AUGCCUAACUUUCCAUGGACCAAGUCGAACCGGUCGCACCAAUCUGUCGACAAUUCCUCGUCAGGGCAGCAUUCGCCUGUGCCAUCUGGUAAGGAACCUUUUGGCCGGCCAAUCGUCGCCCCGGCUGACGGUCAAGCGCUGUCAGUGAACGAACAGGUCGCAGGCCAGCAGCGAUACCAAAAUCCAGACGGCAGCCAGCCAGCACCUGUGCAGAUUCAGCAGCCGCCUGUGCAACCACCGCAGCCUCAAUAUAGGGAGCAGCAGUUUCCCCAGCGCACCACGAGCCACAGGCUGAGCGCCCAUCUCUCCCUGGGCCAGUCGUCGUCGCCGUCAUCGCCGCCGCCGCCGGUGCAGAACUACCAGCAACAAGCUGGGCCUCCGCCCGCAUCUGCUCUCGAGUCGCCUCACCGCGGUGCCUAUCAAGCCCAGCCCUCGCCCGCGGCAUACGUGCCCGAGCCCAAGAAGCAGUCGCUGCGCAGUCGCAUUGCAGCCGGAGUCAAGGGCCACAAGGACCAGGAGGCCAAAGCACAGAAGAACGGCCUGGGUAGACGCCAAUCCGUCCGGAAGAGCGACCCCCGUGUGCAGGAGUACCAAGCGCAGGAAGACAGUCGUGCGCAGCAGUGGCAUCAGCACCACCAAGGCUCGACGUCCCACCUGCCCGCCUCCAACGAGCAGGACGAGGACAACCUCGACCCCUUCCUCCAGAAAGACGACAACGAGACGCCCCAGGUGCCGCCCAAGGACAUCCAAUACCAGCAGAAGCUGCAGCAGCCUCAACAACAAUUUGUGCCGCCGCCGCACCAGGAACAGUACAAUCGGCCCCCACUUGGCAGGGUAAGCACCGAGGGCAGCUAUUCGACCCAAGGCGGGGUAGAUCAAUACAGCUCUGAGAAGCAACAACAGCAACAACAACAACAUCAACAGCACCCACAACACCCACAACACCACCACCACCACCAGCAACACCAAUACCAAACCUACCAGCCUGCCGCUCCACCCCCACCCCCACAGCCCGCGACCGACUACCAGGCCUUCAACCCGCAAAACGUGCCAAGCCCCCUCCUCCAGAACGCUCAGCCGCAUGGCCAAGGUGGGCAGGUACCACAGGACAUCCCGCAAACUUACCACCUGUACCAGCAGUCGCUAGAAAGUGCCCACCAAAACACUCUUUACCCACAGCAACAGCAGUUUGCGCAGCAGCUUCAGCCGCACCAAGACCCACAGCAACAGCCUCAAUCUGUGCGACCAGCCUCACAGCAUCCCCAGAUUGCGCAAGAGGCCCAGAAGAUCGAGUCGCAACAACGCCAGCCCCCUCCGUCCCACCAGCUGGCCCCGCCGUCUCCCCUCCAGCCGCCGUCCUACCAGACAUACGACGCCCAGCACACGCAACCGUCCGAUCUCCCACCGACAAACAUAACACCCCCACACCAGUCGCAGGACAACAUGGCACCCAGUGCUCAGAGCAAUGCGAGGAACACGCUAAGAAAAGUGGUCGACGGCAGCCAACCGCAGCCAGGGCAACCGUCCCGAGAGUCAUCCCUACUUUCACAGCCUCCCGCUCAAGGUCAGCCAUUCGGUCAGCCGCCUGUCUCGCCGGGCCUCGCAACAUUCGACGCUAACGUCGUACCAACAGCUUCACAGGGGCAGCCAUAUCGCGGCGAGAAGCAGAGCCAACAGGUUUCAGAAAUGGGACGGGCAACGCCUCCGCCAAGAACCUCCGUCGCCGAUAUGACAGAGGACGAUGUCGAGAAGCUGCAAAAGGAGCACGAUGUUUUGCGCGAAAAGUACCAAAAGGUCAAGCGAUACUUCUUCGAGCAACAGUCACAGGUUCACCAGCUGCAAAACACCCUCGCAAAUCAGCGCUUGUCGCUCUCCCGCACAUCUUGGGACGACAGCGAAUACGCAACGCGCUUCAAUCGAUUGGAUGGAUUGAUCGCACAGCUAUCCUUCUCCAUCCGCAAGGAUUGGAAAACCAUACCGCAGUGGUUGCAUGUCGUGGUCAACAAAACUGCCGUCGAGACAGGCAAGCAGGAGAUGACGGCUGUUGGCCGUGCCUUCAUCUCGCACUGGUUGGUAGAAAACAUAUUUGACAAGUACUUCCAUCCGGACCUAGAGCCGGGCUUUUCGACACAACUGCAAUCGAUCGUUUCGAAUAUCCGCAAGUUCUCGCCGCCUUGCCACAGCACCGAAGACGAAGACACACUUGCCGCGAAAAUCAUCAACUGGCGGCUGGCGACACUGGAAGGUCUGGCAGAUGUGUUGAGAGCACCACAAGCUACUUCCAAUCGCGAGACGCUGACUGAAACACUCAAUGAGAAACUCAUCGCGUCUCUCCAGAUGCACUUGAACGACCCUGCGCCGGCAGACCUCAACGGAGGCGUGCCUAUGAUCAUCGAACUGGCCAUCAGCAUUGCUCAGCAUCUACCGCUUGAGAGCCGCGAAGUACAUAUUGAGUACUUCCCUCCGGGUCACGGUAUCGUCGCCGACUUUAUGAAGCUGGAAUCCGGCAUCCCCGCAUUAACAGCACCCAUUAUGGAGUUGGAUGACGCGGAUAGAGCUUCGAUCAGAAGCAUGGCAUCUAGACCUGACGACAACAUGUCCAUUGCCGAACAAGAGCAAGCACAGCUACAAGGAGGCCAGCCGCAAAAAGAAGAUAAGAAGCGCGGUAUGUUCGGAUUUGGUGCAUCAAAGAAGGCGACGGCUUCUCCUGCCACCCUGGGCAAGCGAGAAUCGUCUCUCGGUCAAGGUGGCAGCCAGCAAAGUCUUACGCAACAUCCACCGGGCAGCUCCGGGGGACCAAAAGAUGAGUCUCCACCACCACGCGUGCGCAUGGCCGUCGGUGUCGCGGUACAGAUUCGUGGAAAGAGCAUCUUGAUCAAGGCUCCAGUGUACAGCACUUGA
Messenger RNA from Alternaria postmessia, 2901 nucleotides. RefSeq lists its product as uncharacterized. The transcript has 2 exons. NCBI's taxonomy places the organism in Eukaryota, Fungi, Ascomycota, Dothideomycetes, Pleosporales, Pleosporaceae. The coding region runs from base 1 to 2901 and encodes 966 amino acids. The record is from RefSeq and is a predicted model, not a curated record.